CGGCGUCUCUCGCCGACUUCCCCUCUUCUGGUCUUCCGAGCGGUGUGGGGCGCGCCUGCGCAGUCGCCCGGCCAGCAUGCGCAGAGCCGAGCCCCUGACAGCCUGAGCGGGCGAGGCGGCGAGCAAAAGCGUCGUGCGGCGGCCCGAUAUCGCGCCCAUGGGGGCGGCUUGAGAGGCGCUGCGGAAGAGGCGAGGGGCGCGCGGCGGCGGCAUGGAGCACCCGGGGGCUAGUGGCGGGGAGGAAGUGCCGGGUAAGAUGAACUCCCGGCGCGGCGGCGGCGGCGGCGUUGGCGGCGGCGGGCGCGUCCCCGAGGACGAGAGCAAGAAUAAACCCAAGCUGAACCUUCAGAUAAAAACUUUGGCAGAUGAUGUGCGUGACAGAUUAACCAGUUUUAGGAAAUCAGGUGUCAAAAAGGAGAAACUCCUCAUCCAGCACCCCAUUGAUUCACAGGCCUCUAUAAAUGAACUGCCAGUGGCUCAGCCACUGUUUGAUGAACGUUCGAUGAAUUUAUCAGAAAAAGAAGUUAUGGACCUUUUUGAAAAAAUGAUGGAAGACAUGAACCUGAAUGAAGAACGAAAAGCUCCUUUACGGAAUAAGGACUUGACCACAAAGCGUGAGAUGGUUGUCCAGUACAUUUCUGCAACUGCCAAAUCUUUUAUCGGAUGUAAAGUUCCGGGAGGCCUGAAAAAUAGCAAACAUGAAUGCACUCUGUCGUCCCAAGAAUAUGUCCAUGAACUGCGGUCGGGUAUCUCAGAGGAAAAACUUCUCAAUUGUUUGGAGUCCUUGAGAGUCUCUCUAACGAGCAAUCCAGUCAGUUGGGUCAACAAUUUUGGACAUGAAGGGCUUGGGCUUCUGUUGGAUGUUCUUGAGAAGCUUCUUGACAAGAGACAGCAAGAAAGUAUUGACAAGAAGAAUCAGCAUAAGCUAAUACAGUGCCUCAAAGCAUUUAUGAAUAAUAAGUAUGGAUUGCAAAGAAUUCUGGGAGAUGAAAGAAGCCUUCUUUUACUUGCCAGAGCAAUUGAUCCAAAGCAACCACAUAUGAUGACUGAAACAGUAAAAAUACUUUCUGCCAUUUGUAUUGUUGGAGAAGAAAAUAUUCUGGACAAAAUUUUAGGAGCCAUAACAAUUAGUGCUGAGAGACAUAAUGGAGAGCGGUUUGCUAAUAUCGUGGAGGGACUUGAGAAUCAUGAAGCUUUGCAGUUACAGGCAGCCUGCAUGCAGUUCAUAAAUGCCCUUGUCACUUCACCUGAAGAUCUUGAUUUUAGGAUACACUUGAGAAAUGAAUUCCUGCGCUGUGGGCUAAAGAAAAUAUUGCCAGAUCUAAAAGAGAAAGAGAAUGAAGAACUUGAUAUUCAGUUGAAAGUAUUUGAUGAAAACAAAGAAGAAGACUUAAUUGAAUUGGCCCACCGCCUCAAUGACAUCAAAGUAGAAAUGGAUGAUGUGAAUGAAGUUUUCCAUCUGCUGAAUAAUAUGCUGAAAGAAACAGCAUCUGAAAACUACUUCCUAUCUAUUUUACAACAUUUUCUACUCAUCAGGAAUGAUUAUUACGUUCGGCCUCAAUAUUACAAGAUAAUAGAGGAAUGUGUUUCACAAAUAGUAUUACACUGUAGUGGCAUGGAUCCUGAUUUCAAGUCUAGAGGAAGAUUGGAAGUCGACUUGAAUCACCUUAUAGAUAACUGUGUGGACAAAGCAAAAGUAGAAGAAAGUGUGAAAAAAGCAACAGAAUUUUCCAGAAAGUUUGAUGAAGAGUUCACAGCUCGACAGGAGGCGCAAGCUGAGCUUCAGAAACUAGAAGAUAAAAUCAAAGAGCUGGAAGCUGAAAUCCAGCAGAUACGAGCCCAGGGUCCUACAUCUUCAAGUGGCUUACCAUCAGCAGGGAUACAACCUCCCCCUCCUCCACCCCCACCCCCACCUCCCCCUCUUCAAGACGGUCGUCCUCCUCCUCCACCUCCUCCUCCACCACCACCAUUGCCUGGUGCUUUACCACCUCCACCUCCACCUCCUCCUCUGCAUGGAGGAUGCAUACCCCCUCCACCUCCACCACCGAUGUUUGGGGGCCCUCCACCUCCACCAUUUCCAUUUGGUGGGAUACCUCCUCUGGGAGCUCCACCAGCACUGCCCUUCGGGAUGAAGCAGAAGAAAAAAUAUAGCCCUGAAGUGUCUAUGAAAAGAAUUAACUGGGCAAAGGUUGAACCACAGGAUAUUUCAGAACAUUGCUUCUGGGUAAAAGCAAAAGAAGAAAAAUUUGAAAAUCCAGAUCUGUUUGCAAAGCUGGCACUUACUUUCGCUACACAGAUGAAGGUUAAAAAAGCAAUGGAAGAUACCGAAGAAAAGAAGAUGACUAUGCCUAAGAAGAAAGUCAAAGAGUUAAGAUUAUUGGAUGGGAAGACAGCACAGAAUCUGUCUAUUUUCCUGGGAUCUUUCCGCAUGCCUUAUGAGGAAAUUAAGAAUAUCAUUUUAGAAGUAGAUGAAGAGAAACUGAGUGAAGCAUUGAUUCAGAAUUUGGUUAAGUACCUUCCUGAACAGAAGGAGCUCAGUGCCUUAGCAGAGUUGAAGAAUGAAUAUGAUGAUCUCUGUGAGCCAGAACAAUUUGGAGUUGUGAUGAGUUCGGUGAAAAUGUUACGGCCUCGCCUUAAUGGCAUCCUUUUCAAGCUUACAUUUGAAGAGCAUAUAAACAAUAUCAAACCUGGUAUAAUGGCAGUGACUAUAGCCUGUGAAGAGCUGAAGAAGAGUGAAAGCUUUAGUAGACUGUUGGAACUUGUGCUACUAAUUGGAAACUACAUGAAUUCUGGUUCUCGAAAUGCACAGUCAUUGGGAUUUAAUAUUAGCUUUCUUUGCAAGAUUAGAGAUACAAAAUCAUCUGAUCAAAAAACAACGCUGUUGCAUUUUCUGGCUGAAAUUUGCGAAGAGAAUUAUCGGGACAUUUUAAAAUUUCCAGAUGAACUUGAACAUGUGGAGAAUGCAAGCAAAGUUUCAGCUCAAAGUCUUAAGAGCAACCUUGAUUCCAUGGAACAUCAGAUACAGCGUUUGGAAAAUGAUAUUAAGAAGUUCCCCAAAACUGAAGAUCCACAUGACAAAUUUGUUGAAAAGAUGGUCAGCUUUGCUAAGAGUGCCCGAGAACAGUAUGAAAAGUUGUCCAACAUGCACAACAACAUGACCAAGUUAUAUGACAAUCUGGGAGACUAUUUCUCAUUUGAUCCCAAAACUGUGAGUGUUGAGGAAUUCUUCGGAGAUCUUAGUGCAUUCCGGACACUCUUCUUGGAGGCACUGAAAGAAAACAACAAGAGAAGAGAGUUGGAGGAGAAGAUUAAACGAGCCAAACUUGCGAAAGAGAAAGCAGAACGUGAGAAACUGGAAAGGCAGCAAAAGAAGAAGCAACUGAUUGACAUGAAUAAAGAGGGUGAAGAAACAGGAGUGAUGGAUAAUCUUCUUGAAGCACUGCAAUCUGGAGCAGCGUUCAGGGAUCGCAGGAAACGAAUGCCAAGAACUCAGGAUAACAAACGAGUAGCUUUGGAAAGGUCACGUUCCCGCCACAAUGGAACUAUCACAGCGGUAUGAGUCCCUCCUUUGCCAAAGAACUGAAAAAGUGUUUUAUUUACUUUAAAUGGAGACAUGCUGAAAAAAGAGUGCAAAGAGGGACAAUAAUCAGAAAUGAAUUUUAAAUGAAUUCCAAGGAAUAACAAGAAGAAUUAUGUAUUUUACCAAUGUUAUUUUGCAAACAAAACAAAUGGCUACCCUUUACUGUAUAUUAUUAACAAGAUUUUCAAGAGAUGUAAACAGUGUUAAAAUAUAAGAUUCUCCCUCUCCUUGUUUAGUAUUACUUGCAGUUGUUGAGCAAGCAGGCAACUAAGACUGAAAACUACUGUGUUUUUGUUCAGCUCCUGUUAUUUUCAUUGGAAGGGUUAGGGUUGUGCCCAAGUGUGGAAAACAGUGUAUAUGAACUAAGGUGGAUGAGGCAUACAUGUUCUAUUAAAAUAAACAGCAUCAAAGAUCAGGUUAACUAAAGGGAGCAGAAGUCCAUUCAUAGUUCAUUUGAGAUGGAAAGAAAAAAAGACAAAUUUGCAUAUUAAUGAAUUCAGAUAUGAGCUGAUAUAGCACACAUCAUAAGAGACCUUUUCUGUAAGCUUGAGCAAGCACUGUACAGCCCCUGUCAAUUUCCUUAAACUCUUAUCUCAAGUUUAAGCAUGAUGGAUUCAGCUAUUUUGGUUGCUGUUCAACUUUAUCACAAAUCUACAGCUUCAGUGGUAGAAAGAUAUAUAGCGUCUUAUCACCAGAAAAAAAAAAAAAUAAGAACAUAGGACUAUACCAAAGUUAAACUAUAUCAUUUGCAAAAUAUGUUUUAAACUAUAUUUAAAGAUGUAUUUUCUAAUUAUGUACUUAUAUGAACUUUAUACAGAUAUUUGAGGUUGUGAUGGUUCCAAAAUUCCUUUGCCUUUGCUUAAACUUUCAGAGACAUAGCCUACUAAUAAGAACUGGUUGCUCAAGGUAUCUCCAUGUAUGAUGCUCUGCAUGUGAUAGCCCAUGUUAAGAUGGCUCAAGCGAUGGGCUAGAGUAGUAACAGGGGGAGAGGGAUGACUGCUGCUGAAACAUUGCUCCCUUUUUAUCAUUUCAAUUCAUACCACAUUUUGAACCACCCAAAGGCAUCAACAUGAACAAGCUGAGAAUGUCCUGUGCUUGGUAAGGCACUGUAUAACUUGCCAUACAUGUCUUCUGUGUGUGUAUAUAUAUAUGUGUGUGUGUAUUUCUGAAGGAGGUGGGUGUUCUUAUGGUGGGAAACCAUUUUGUUACUGCUGGUGGUUAGGGAAACACACAGAGAUGUAAAAUAAUAAUAAUAACCUUGCGAGAUUUAUUUGACCAAUGGGUUUGGCAUGGAAAUAUUUGGAAGGCACUAAGUACUGGUGAAGAGAGCUGAAUGCACUGUAAAGUGGAAGAGAUAGGGUUACUUUGAUUUCAGGCAGUAUUCAAAACUCGGGCACGUCAGGAACAGAAUAAUCAACCCUUUGCUCUGUUUCUUGAACAAGUGAUUUUAACUACUGCCAUAGACAGCAAGGGCUAAACUCCUUAUUGCAGCUCAGGCCAUCAGAGAAAAUCUCUUCCACUCUAGUUUUUCAUUAAGUCUAUUUCUGGACCUCUGGCGGGGAGGGUGGUAUCACAAGCAACCUACCACAGUGAUCCUGGCCGCCAGGAGAAAGCAUAUAUCAGGGAUGAGGCGAUUUUCCGUGAUCCUUCCUUUGCCUUACAGCCCCAGGCACUGCUCCCACUUGCUCUGGAGGUCCCCCAGCCCUGCAGACCACACUUGGAGGGAGCACUGCAAUCUCACUGAAAAAGCCCUUUUUCCCCAUUCUGAUUAAUGGGGAACAAUGGUUGGAUACCACCCAUUUUCCUCAACCCAGGCGAGGGGAAUCCAUUGAUCACUUUAUACCCAUGCUGAUUCUGAAGAGUUAACAGCAAAUGUGUUGUUUAUCCUCCAAGCAGCCCCAUUGUGUGGGUUGGACAGAGAUGGCAACUGGCUUGUGACUGUCUAGUGAGUUGUGUGGCUACCCAAGCAUCGCAAAACUGCUCUUUCAUCUGUGGCAUUCUAGCAACUACACAUGUUCCCAGUGCAACAUCCAGGAGCACAGGGUCUGGAUUCAGUGUUACGCAUGGAAGGGACAGUACGCUCUAUAUACACCCUAUUUUCUUAGCCGCAGCUCACAGCUGCAUGCUGCAUUUUAUAUUUGGUGUAUAUUAUAUUUUGUCCAAAGUAUGUUGCCCACAAAGUCCACUGCUUAUCACUGAAGGGGCUCUAUUGUAAGGGAAGGAGCAAUCCCUUUUUGUUCUGUUUUCUGUGCCCUGGCUUUGGAUUCAAGGGAGAAUGGGAUCAGCCCUGUCUGUGCAGUCAACAGCAUUUGGGAUCAUAAUCUGCAUUCUGCAGCUUCUUCAGAUUCAGCUCUCUGGAUGCCUUACAACUUUAAAUUCAAGGAAAGAAAAAACCUUGAGGGCUUUCUCAUAUCCUGGGUGAAGUAGAACAACUCAUGAAUUCUGAAGGUCCUGAUCUGUUGUUUCAUAGGAAUAUGGCGUUAGCCUACCAAACUGAAUGUUUGAUAUAUUGGUGCAUAUCUCUCCAAUGGAUAUAAUGGCUUUAAUAAGAAUAAAUAUUCUGCUGUUACUGCCCACCCUGUAAGAAUGUUAAUAGGCUUAGGGUAAACAUUCACUUUCAAAUUACCCAUCUAACCUACAUUUUCCCAUUCAUAUCUUUAAAGCCAAAACUUUUUAACACACAAAGCCAACCCAACAAUAUUUUAAAACAACUCAUUGGAACUCAAAUAUGACACUGCUAAUUUACUAGAAUUUAAAAUCCAAAACUAUAUUUGUGAGCAUACCUUUCUUAACAUACUACAGAUAAUUUUAAUGUAUCAAUUAUUAUGAUUGCAACAUUUUAAUUUCCUGAAACAUUUUGAGCAACCUAGUAGUUGGCAAUUUCAUAUUUUAAAGACCCAUCUUCUGACAAAGAAUAAAUCCAAAAGAACCAUAAAGAAGUUCUAAUAUUUCAGUUUACUAGCCCAGUCAUUUUUUCAUAUUUGGAAUUGUUAUGUAAUUUAAUAGUUUGUUAAUAAACCAAAAAAGGGGUAGAAAAAGUUAAUAUUGUAAAUACAGAGUACUUGUAUUUAAAAAAUCUCAAAAGUAUUUUUUUCUGAAUGUUAUGUAAGGUCACAAAAUCUUUUUGAUAGCUUUUUAUUCUUUCAAAAAUGCAGAGUGAAAACAAAAACUACUACUUACUCUUUGUAUUAGUGCAAUUCCCAUUCCUCCCAAAUGCUUAUGUGGUAAACUAAUGAAUGCAAAGAUUAGACAUCACAGCACCUUUCCUAAUCUGCAUUUACCUUAUUUUCUAAUAUUAAAAGGAAACAUACGUUCUUUCCCUUCGCAAGACUCUAAUUAUUUAAUGCUGAUCAUUUAUUAGAUAUUUCCUGGUCCUUGUUCAUAAGAAUGUGCAAUGCAUUUCACAUAAAAUAGAAUGUGUAGUGAUCCCACCACUGCUAUUGCCCUGCUGGGCAGUACCAUCUUAAAUGUUAACAUCUUUUAAUCAAUGUGCAAGGUUAAGCUAAAACCUGCCCCAAAAUAAAGCCGUUUUAGGCAAAUCUACUCAUUUUAAAAUUAAACCACUAUGAAGUAUUUCUAAAUAAGCCACUCUAUUUUUUUAUAAACAAUGUUGCAUGAACUUGUUUGCUUCUGCUGACCUCUGUUAGCCAGCUUAUGACAAAUAUGCAUAAAUGUUAUAUGCUUGAACACUGAGCCUUUGCGUCGCCAUAUCUGUGUGUAUGUACUACCUCAAAGCACAAUUUAGCGACACACAGAGUCUCUCCUCCUCCUCUGCUAAACAUAUAUCAUUUUAAAAGGCAUAAGGCCAAACACUGGCGAUCUUAUGCUUGGAUCUCCAAGGUCCCUGAAUGCUUAGGAGAUGACACUUUUUCUAACAUUAUGUUCCCAAUCUAAAUUCUCAUUUAAUUUAUAGAAAAGUAAAACUGAAAUAUAAUAAAUUAUACUUCGCACCAUUGUUUGUAUUAGGAACAGAUAUGGGGCCAUUCAUGUUUUCCCUAAAAUGAUACUUAAUAGUUGGGGUAAAAGUUAGAAAUCAGGGAAAAUGAUGGGGGAAAAGGUUUAAAAACCCCAGGACUGUGCUCCUCAUCCUGUUUGAAUCUUUCCCAUGAUUCCUUUUAGAAGAAUUAAGAGAUGGGAGCUCUGGUCAUCGGUCUUCACCAUCUCUUCUGAUUUGGCUCCUAGGAACGUAGAAGUGUCUUUAUGAUCACAGCCAUUCUUUUGGGUAUUUGUUCCUGAGGAACCAGCUCAGCAACCCUUUGGCAGUGGUGAAAAGCCUCCCCAUUGUCCCCCAGUGGGUGCUGUGCUGGAGUAUCCAUAAGGCACCAAAGCUCAUGAUCUCCUGACUCAGCCUCUGCUCUCUCAGUGACUCAUUUUCCAGCAGACUGCAAAAUUUACACACUUUGUGCCUUCCGCUUCUCAAACAGUUCUUGCACAAGUAGCUUAUACAUGAGGAUAGGUAAAGAAAACAGCCAGCAAAAUCAUUAUCCAAACAAUGUCUGGCUAGGUUUAAAGGGUAAAUAAAUAUGUAUCAAUAUGUAUAUCUGUGCAUAACCAAGCAGUCUUGAGUUUUAGUAAAAAUUAUGCACAUUCCUUUUUUAUGAAGAAGAAUAAGAUAAUUAGAAGUCAUUUCAAUGACAGAGUAUUAUGCCCAAGUUCUUGCUUGGACCAGAGGUUAUACCACACUCUUAAAGUGGAGCUCUUGCCUCUUCUUUCCAUCCCUAGUAGAAUAAGGAAGCACAGAGAGAGCAGAAAUGGAGAACCAGAAGCAGCGUCAGCAACACUGAAGGACAGUCAGAGAUGCAAAGAAGUCCACGCUGGCUCACACAUCUUUAGACUGGGCCCGUGGUGGCAGGUCAGGUUAAGGCCUUCCCCCUGAUGAAGUGUUGCUACACGUAUUUGCAGUGUCUGACAGAUCAGUGCAAAGCUUAACCCGCCCACCCAUCUGGUGCAUCUGUAGCAAUAGAUCCUACAAGCUGCUUCCUUAAAAAUAUUAUCAAACAACCGAGAACUACUUGCACCCUUACUGUUUUUUUAAAGUGAUAAUUCUUAACACCUCACGCAGCACAUAUCAAAUGAUUUCAAUACUCUCAGUGACAAAAAUAUCUGUAACUUGCACUUUAAAUAACAUGCCACAUUAAUAGUUACAAAAUUAUGGAAGGGUGCAGUGUAGUGAUAACAGUACACACAACGUCCUGCUGUAUUCAGUGUAAUUGCACAAAACUGGAAAGCAGUUAAAAGGCACCUAUGGCAAUGAUCCCUAUAUUUUCAGCAAAAACCUGCCUCAUUUGUGCUUUGAUCUAAGCACCACUGAGUACCUGAAACAACUAGCAUAUUAUUGACAUUUGUCAGGUUAUAGUUAGCUACUUAUCAGAAUAAGCUACACAGAAUUUUCCCAUGUGCCAUAGUAUUUUUUUUAAUAUUUAAUUAGAUCAAAUAAGUAUGUUGCACUUUUGUAACAUUAGCUGUCCCUUGUAAAAGUAAAGACAAUUUCCUAACUGCUCCUCCAUUUUUAGCCUCCCUCUGCAGCACCAGAAACUAGAAACUUAGCAACAUGGGUAGAUCACUUACUCAAUAUUUGUAUACACCCCCACCACUCUCUUGUGCACACACUGGUAACUAAUAGCUUUGCUCCCACGAAAGCCUCACUGCCAGUGCAGAAGUAAAAUAUACUAAGGCAUGUGAUUUCUGUGUGUGUGUGUGUGUGUGUGUGUGUGUGUGUGAGAACGUGUGCACAGAAAAGGAAUUGAUCACUUUACUGCUAUGUUCUACUGCUUACAGAUGUGCCAGUUAGGAUUAUGGCAGUAUUAAGCUGGAUGGCAGCAAGUUGUUGGUGUUCCUCAGGUCUGUUUCCUAUUAUGCCUAUACAUUAUUUCUAAAGUUAACCUCCCUUUCAGACAGGACAGCAUCAUUCACCAGUGUAGAAAGCAAAGGUAGAACUUUCUGGGGAGCUCUCUGUAAUCCUCUCCCUUCCUAUCUUUGUUUGGAAAAGGCUGCAUAAACAUUUCAUGAGUGUCUGAAAGCUUCCUUUUCCCUCUGAAAUACUUGAUAUUUCCUAGAUUUGAAUAAAUGCUCUCAAACAGGUACACAAUUUCCUCUAGCCUUUUUAUUCACAUACCACAAAAAGCAAAAUAUUAUCUUCUACUUGGUUAUCUUGUUUACAACUCCCAGUAUCCCUUCAAGUAAGCCUUGCUCGAAUGUUAGUCUCCAGGGGUUCUCAGAAGGAGUGGAAGGAGGAGAGCAGGUAUGCACGUCUGCCCCACUUCCAGAGUCCACGACGCUUUCCACUGCAUAGUCACAGCUUCUCAUGCUAAGUGGAAAAUCUGAAGGACACAACUCGAGGCUACAGGGUACAGAACUGGCACACAUGGGCUCUACCUCCUCAUAUGUUCUUGUUGAGCACCUGUGCAGAGCUAUAUUUACUAUUUCAUUUAGGGUUAAUGCAGAUUAACAGCACAAUUUUGAAUUGGAUGAUAGCAUCCAAUGUUUUAUAUCUGGGUAUUAAAUGUGCAUUAUAAUUGUCAAACAACAGGAGGCUUAAAACUUUUUUUUUUUUUACAAAAUAUCAGGUUUUUAGUGAUUUCAGAGCAUAGGGUCAAUUGAGCUACAUUUUGUUUUUAAACUUUUUUUAAGUUCUUGUGUCUAUUAAUACCUCUUCAAUAUUACCCCUUUGAAGGAUCUCUAUGCAGCAAAAUUCUGUUUGGGGGAUAGUUUGGUUUUUUUAUCCAAAAGUGUCAAUAUUGGGUUUGAAAUGGGCAGGAAAAAUGCCUGUGCUGUAAUUCUAGCUAAUUUUUUAAAAAUCUGGGAGAUUAUAUUUUCUUUAACUGUCAAUCCUUGUGGUACAAGAUAAAAUGUAACAAUAUCAUGCAAUUACUGAACACAUUAAAACCAGACUGUUUUAUUUCACAUAUAUUGAGUUGAUUGAAUGAGAGACAUAAUAAACCAAUGUAACAGUUACUGUUCAUAUGUCCAAAUA
This is a messenger RNA of Varanus komodoensis (Komodo dragon), 10553 nucleotides long. RefSeq names its product diaphanous related formin 2 (gene DIAPH2). The coding region runs from base 212 to 3559 and encodes 1115 amino acids. The transcript has 28 exons. Gene Ontology annotation, molecular function: actin binding; microtubule binding; small GTPase binding. Gene Ontology annotation, cellular component: cytoplasm; actin filament. The record is from RefSeq and is a predicted model, not a curated record. Lineage: Eukaryota; Metazoa; Chordata; Lepidosauria; Squamata; Varanidae. Gene Ontology annotation, biological process: actin filament polymerization; actin cytoskeleton organization.